GCGCUGGACCGCCGCCCGCUCGAUUUCGCGAUCCACGAACGACGGUAGCCACCACUUCCACCUCCACCUCCUCCUCCACCUCCGCUUCUUUUCUCUUUACCUUGCUCACGUUCUUGCCCUCUACCCCUGCAUUCUUCCUCUCGCUCUCUCUCUUUCCCUCUCUCCUUGUCUCUCUCUCUCUCUGUCUCUCUCUCUUUCUCUCUCUCUCACUCUCACUCUCUCGCAACAUCAUUUUAUUUCUCUCUUUAUCGAUAUCUAUCCAUUCGUUCCUUCUCCUCCCUAUCUUUAUCUUUCUCGGUACUUUACGUCAUCCUAUUCUCUUUCUUUCUCUCCUUUUAUUCCCCUUUUCCACCCUUACGCUUUCAAUUGGUCUCCAAGGUAUACACGAACGAGCACGCACAUAGAUGCGAUCGCGUAUCGGUUCUCUCCCUGUUUCUCUUGCUCUUUUCUCCAUUUUCCUCUGUCGAGCGAGCUUUCGCUAGCUCCGUACGUACGAACGUAAGUACGUACGGUGGAGUGUCGUGCACGCGUCCCGAGUGGAUGCAAGGCGUCGUCGCGAGGCACACGUCUCGCAGAUAAGUUGUCGCGUGGUCGUAAAAAAAAAAAAUUCUCAAUCUAUCGAUGGUGGAUCGAAUUUUUUCCGAACGAGUCGACGAAUCGUUCCUCCGUUUCAAGAGUCGCGCUGCCGUCCCGUGCCGCGCCGCGUCGUGUCGAUCGUCUUCUUCACGGUUUCGUGUCAUCUCCGCGAAUAAAUCGGGACGCGCAAAGUGAAUUCAGGCUCUGUAGUGACACCGAUCACCAAUCCUCGAUACGGUAACACGCGUCAAAAGUGCUCGAUCGACGCUCGUCUCGUGCAGUUUUUUCCCUCGACGAUUCCACGCGGAGGAACGAACGAUCGCUUUCCGAACGCUUUUGGUGUUUCCCUCGCGACGCGCAACUUCUAGAAAACGCCACGCGCGUCACUUCACUUUUUUUUACCUUGGAUCUCUCGUAGGUGCGGCUUAACCGACAUCGUAAUCUUCAUUCCAGAAGCAGACCUGUGUUUUCCUGCCGUUUUCCAAACAGUGGAAUAGUUUCAAAGUUGCGAAUCGUGCCCGGUCCAUCUUCCGACGAUGAUGCGACAGUGAUACAAGCGAUAAUCGAUGAUCGCCAAAUGCGAUUACGAGAUCCGUUACGAGUGAGCUCUCUUGACCAAUCGCGGAUGGAUCACGAGUCUUGGGGACAUUUCAAACCGUACAAGUGCAAUCAGUGCGCGACAUUCCGUGAAUAUAACUGCAAUUUCGAAACUGGAAGAUAUUCUCCUCGUAUACGAUAAUAAUAAAUAGUUGCGUUCUUCGUGAUCAGUAGUGUAUACGGGCACCGAUGUAGGUGCGACACGUUGUAGAAACGAGAAUCGAUAAGUCAACAGCGAAAUGGCACCGAUCGUUGAAACGCCGAACCCGACCACCGAACGAUCUAUCGAAAUCGCGAUGAGGUAGUGCUCAACGGAUAACGCGCGUGUGGGUGACUGUAGUGCACAUAUAAGGGAAACUUUCAACAGUUUCCCGCGGAAGAUCUACACCGGAUCUUCGGGCGAAAUUUCAACACACGACCGUCACAUGUUUGGGAUCCGAUCGACUACGUUUAACGAGCCAAGACCUGGAGGCCACAGAGAGAAUCGAACAUCUCCGAAGGACGCAGAUGCCCCGAAGGAAACAGCACGCUCCACAACGUAUGAAAUGUAAGUAGUGGUCUCCGAUCGUUUGAAAAGCGAGCGGCCCGCAGCCGCCGCACCGGACGGGAGACAUGCGCAGCAAGCAGCAGCCGAGGCCUUCCUUUCGGUGGCCGCAGCAACGCGGCGAUAAUCUUACCGGGGAGGACGGAGUCGAAGGGCCCGGCGCGGACCUCCAGGCGGAGGAAGGCGGCGAUUGCGCGGAGGAUGACGGCCCAAUUAGCCCUAGCGAGAGAGGCUGCGCAACGGUGGCCAAGGAGGAGGAAGAUGGGGACGCGACCGACGAGGAAGACGACGAGGACGGAUCGCCGCCCGCCCCAUCGCCUUCCGCGACAGCGAGACUGAACCCCGCCAUUCUGAGGGACACCGGACCGCCGGACAGAGAGCCGAUGAGUCCACGCUGCCCCUCGAGAGAUUCACGGGAGUCGUCCGGGCCGGCGAGCGGAAGCCCCCCGCCGCCAGCGACGAGGAGCACCGCGAGCCCUGUCAGCCCUAGCGGGAUCGUGCCGCUACCGCUCGGCACCCAUCCUCUUCUGCCGCCUCAUUCCGCCGCCGUGAUGGCGGCCUAUCUCCAGCAGACCCACCACAGACUGCUGCUCGGCCACUCGCCGCUCUCGCGCGGCUCGGUGUCGCCCCUGGUCUCCUCCUCGUGCUCGCCGCCGGCCGCCACCCCCGGCCUCCUCGUCUCGCCGACCAGCGUCGGCGAGGUGUCGCCCACGGCCACCCCGCUCCCGGCCGUGCUCGACUUCAGCACGAGGAAGGCGUCAUCGACCGAGGACGACGAGGAGGAGCAGAUACUCAACCUCAGCAAGCCGCCCACCCCGUCCUCCUCCUCCACGGAGGCCAACAACGGGCCCCUCGACCUCUCGGUGCCGAGCAGGAAACGUCCCAGCCCCGAGGACUCGCCCCCCCUUCCCGUGCGAAAAUCCUCCCGGCUCUCGACGAGCACGGCGGCUGCGGCCGCGGCGGCCGCCGCCGCCGCGGCGGCCCACCAGGAGGCGGCCCAGGCCGUGACCGCCGCGGCCGGCUUCGGCAGGCCGCCCGUCGUCUCGCCGUGGACGUCGCCCGUCGUCGCGUCCCACUUCCCCUACUUCGCGGCGGCGGCCGUGGUCGCGGCCGCGGCCACUAGUCAGCAGCAGGCCCUCUCGCCCAAGAGCACGGCGGGCGUGGUCGAGCAGCAGCAGCAGCACCAGCAGCAGCACCAGCAGCACCAUCACCAGCAGCAGCAGCAGCAGCACCACCACCACCACCACCAACACCACCAGCAACUGUGGAACGGAAAGAUGAAGCCGCCGUUGGACAAGUCGUACCAGCCGAGCGAGGCGACCAAAGCGUUGGAGAAGAUGAGCGAGUUGAGCAAGCUGGGCGGCGAGGACCUGUUCAGGUCGGGGGCGGGGGGAGGCGCGGGAGGCGCGGUGGCCGCGGCGGCGGCCGCGGCCGCGGCCGCCGCCGCCGCUGUGGCGGGGAACGCGAGCGGCCCCGGGUCCACCUCCGGGAGCAGGCACAGCGCGUGGCAGUCCCACUGGCUGAACAAGGGCGCCGACCAGGCCAAGGACGUGCUCAAGUGCGUGUGGUGCAAGCAGAGCUUCCCGACCCUCGCCGCGAUGACCACGCACAUGAAGGAGGCCAAACACUGCGGCGUCAACAUGCCCGUGCCACCGGCCGCCCCCUCGCUCCACCCGCAGCCGCCCACCGUGCCCGGCAUCGCCACGCCGCAGCCCCCGCAGACCACCUCGUCGGCCAACAGCGGCGGCGGCCCGGCCGCCGCCGGGGGCGGCUCGGCCGCGCCGAGCAGCAAGCAGAGCCCGUCCGAGUUGAACCUGCUGAUCAAGGAGACGAUGCCGCUUCCGAGGAAGCUGGUCCGCGGCCAGGACGUCUGGCUCGGGAAGGGGGCCGAGCAGACCAGGCAGAUCCUCAAGUGCAUGUGGUGCGGCCAGAGUUUCCGCUCCCUCGCCGAGAUGACCUCGCACAUGCAGCAGACCCAGCACUACACCAACAUCAUCUCGCAGGAGCAGAUCAUCUCGUGGAAGUCGUCGGACGAGAGCAAGGGGGGGAGCGGGGCGGGCGGCGGGAGCGCGGGCGGAGGAGGCGGCGGGGGCGGCGGCGGCGGAGGCGGCGCGGGCGCCAGCGGGCCGGUGACGGCGGGGGGCGGCGGCGGGUCGGCGGGAGGCGGGGUGGGGUCCGGGCCGCACGGCGGGAACGCGGCGGGGCCCGGCUCGGGCGCGACGAGCAGCCACGUGAGCGCGGUGCUCACUUGCAAGGUGUGCGACCAGGCGUUCAGCUCGCUCAAGGAGUUGAGCAACCACAUGGUGAAGAACUCGCACUACAAGGAGCACAUCAUGCGCUCCAUAACGGAGAGCGGCGGGCGGAGGAGGCAGACGAGGGAGAAGCGCAAGAAGUCGUUGCCGGUGAGGAAGUUGUUGGAGCUGGAGAGGGCGCAGAACGAGUUCAAGAACGGGGACGCGGCGGCGGGCCUCGGCCACAAUCUGGGGAAACACGCGGGGCGCAUCACGUGCGAGAAGUGCGGCGAAAAGAUCGAGACGACCAUCUUCGUCGAACACAUACGCCAGUGCAUCGGGGCGGGGGCGGUGGGCGCGAGUCAGCGCAACUUCUUGAAGAACGCGUUGAUGUCCAACCAUUUGCCGGCCACGCUGCCGCCCGCCGAGACGGGGCGCAAAAGCGUGACCGAGGACGGGGCCUCCUCGAGACACCAUCGGUCCCCCUCGUCGGCCAGCGACGCCACCACCCCCGGCAAGGACACGCCGACCCCGGCCGCGGCCGAGACGACCGGCACCUCGUCCCCCUCCGUGUUGAACGCCAUCGAGAAGCUGAUCGAGAAGAGCUUCGACUCGAGGGUCAGACACGGCACGCCCGGCCUCCACCACGCCCAGCCCGGCGCCCCGAUGGGCACGAGCAUAUUGAAACGGCUCGGGAUCGACGAGAGCGUGGACUACACGAAACCGUUGGUCGAUCCGCAGACCAUGAACCUGCUUCGCUCGUAUCAGCAGCAGCAGCAGCAGCAUCAACACCAACAGCAACAGCACUACGCGACGAGCGCGGCAGCGCGGCGGGAACGAAGCGGGAGCGAGUCGAGCUCCGUGUCGGAGCGAGGAAGCGGGGGGGGCGGUAGGACCGACUCGAUGACGCCCGAGAGACGCGUGGAUCUGUCCUCGGUCGGGCACGCGGACGCCAGGCAUUCCCACCACCACCGGCUCACGCCCGACAAGCAACUCGGUCCCCAAAACCUGCCCCCGAGCCGCCAUCAUCCACCCACCGAGGAAUCCGGGGACGAGGAAUCCUCGACGACCGCGGCCACGUCCGCGUCCGGCUCCGCGGCGGGCGGCGGCGCGGCUGCUCCCGCGUCCAGCGUGGUCGUGGUGAAGAAGGAGCCUCGCGACGAGGAGACGGAGGAACGCGUGGGGAACGAGGAGGAGCAGCAGCAGUCGCAGCAGCAGCCGGGCCGAGAGGUGUUCGUGAAGAAGGAGAUAGUGGAGGACUGCAGGGAGGAGGAGGAGGCGGCGGCGGGCACGUUCCAUCAUCGGCGAGGCAGCUUGCACGAGGGAUCGGAGGAGGGUCGGGGGGAGGUGUUGUCGCCCCGGAUGAAUCCGCCGACGCCGAGAUCGAGCGGGCAGCCGGAACAGUUGACGCGCAGCCCCUGCAGGAACAGCACCAGCAGUCCAACGAGCAGCGAUCGGUCCGUAACCCCGCGAGGGACGCCCGACACGAAGGGGUCGAGCAGCCUGGGCGCCCUCUCCUCCAUGUUCGACAGCCUGUCAGGGGGCGGAGGCGGCGGCGGCGGGGGCGGCGGGAGCGGCGGCGGCGGCGGCGGAGGCUCGAGCAACGCGGUCGACUCUCAGGGACGCAAGACGAGCAGCCAUCCGUUGGCCGCGCUGCAGAAGCUCUGCGACAAGACGGAGACGAGGGGGCCGAGCGGCAGCGCGGCCCGAUCGGGCGGCGGCCCCGGGACCGCGUCCGGCCUCGCCACCGCGGCCGGGAGCGGCGGCGUGGGCGCGGCCGGCCCCGGUUCCGGCACGGCCCCGGGGGCGAUCCUGGCGUUCAGCUGGGCCUGCAACGACGCCGUCGUCACCGCCGACUCCAUCAUGAAAUGCGCCUUCUGCGACACGCCCUUCAUCUCCAAGGGCGCGUACAGGCACCACCUAUCGAAGAUGCACUUCGUCAAGGACGGCGUGAUCCCCGACCCCCUGACCAUCGGCCGGUCGGCGGCGGCUGCGGCGGCGGCGGCGGCCGCGGCCGCGGCCGCGGCCGCCGCGGUCUCCCAGACCACCGGGACCGGGCCCCCACCACCAUCCGGCCACGCUUCUUCCUCGCCCCCGACCUCCCAGCGCAACAAGUCGCCGCCGCUUCCGCAGGCGAACGGCAGCCCGUCUCAGUCAGCGGCCUCUCCCCUCGAGGAGAGCCCGCACUCCAAAUUUCUCAAGUAUACGGAGCUGGCCAAGCAGUUGUCCAGCAAGUACGUAUAGUCCGAGCCCCGUAAGUAGCGGUGCCACUUGUACAUAACGUGUAUCUAUAAUGUAACGACUGUAAUUAGCGACGCGAUUUUGGUCACCUUUUCACCUCCUUCCGACCUCCUCCUCCCCAUCGAACGUGUCCUUUCGUUCGCGAUUCCAUUAUUCGCCUCUCCCCUCUUCUCGCUUCCCCACUCUCUCUCUCUCUCUCUCUCUCUCUCUCUCUUCCUCGUCACCCGAAACCCCUCCCCUCCCCCGAUCGCUCUUUCCAUCUGGCGAUAAGCGAGUCGCGCGGCGAAAACCGGAAAGCGGAGGAGGUGGAUAUCGAACGUGCGUUGAUUUUCAUUGUGAUGCCACCAUAUCUCGCGGCACUGCUGAGUCAAGGGGCUCGGCCAGCGGCCAAGUUUGUGAUUUUAUAAAUACUUAAGGACAUUUACGAUUGGCGUUGAGAGAGAGGGAGUGAGAGAGAGGGAGAAAAUGCGUUCGACCGAGUGCGAGAGAGAGAGAGAGAGAGAGAGAGCGUGAACGAGACGAGCGCGUGGAGAGAAAGAGCGAUGAGAAGGCAGCGAGGAGAGCGGAGAUGAAUUUUCUAAGGUGUAGAACAGAAAGGCUUACCUAUCGCACAGCUGUCAGUAAGGUCAGAUCAGCAUGUAUACCUUUAGAACGUAAGAGCGUAGUUGAUUAGCGCAUAGGCUAGGCUAGGGUCCGCCCUUGUAUAGGAACCUCUUUGUUCAUACUUAGAGAGCUGCGAAACCGGUGAGAUCGUUCGGGAUCGAACUUCGUCGAAACUCUGCUACGAGGGUUUGGAACGGGCCGAGAACGAGAACGGGUACGGCGGGAGGAUAGCGAGAGAAAUGGCAUAAUGGAGAACGCAUCGAGAAGCGACGAGAUACGGUGCAAUAGCGAGGCUCGCGAUUAUACUCGAGACACGUGCGCGACGCGACGCGGCCUCCUCCAAACGUUAUCGUUUCCCUUCGCUCGUAGCGCACGAGUAGACCAUUGUAAAUUUUCUUUGUUCAAAUAAUAUUUAUUGCGCCGUGCGAGUCAACGCGACGUUUUAAGUGUAAAAUAUUGUCAUUAUUAUCGCUCGGAUUAUCGCGAUAUACCGUGUAUAUUGAUUACGAUUACGAUUAUUCUCUAUACAAUUACGAAGAAAACGAAUGCAGGAGAACGCAGCGGGGAGAAAUAUUGGAUAUAGGGGGGGCUCCCUGCGCCAGGAAUCCCAUCGUCUCUCGGCUAACGUGCGUGCUUUUCUGCUUGGCCCGAAAAUUCGAGAGGGAGGGGGACGGAAACGGCGAGAUGAAAGAAAGCUUGGACAAGCACGAUCGGCCGCGCGUCAACGCGAGAACGCGAGAAGGAAGCUGGUGGCUCGCGAGCGAGAGAAAGGAAAAGCGAGGCGAUGAUUGCGCGCGCGUUCGAGGACGAGUAAACGCGGUUUUGGAGCGGAACACACUUGUAUACGUAUUUCUUGUAAACUCUAAUUCUUCCAUCGCGGACUUUAAAAGUAUUUAUCGAUAUAACGAUAAUAUUAAUAUUAUUAUUGUAAUUAUAUACGACUGCUGAGAGUGUGGCGGGGGGAUACGACAAAUCCGCGCGAUUGCGGUACACGGCACAUGCGCGUGAACGAACGCGCAGCGCGUGCGCACUCGCGGAUACGAAACGAGAAAUAGCCAACCGUGCGAAAAAUACGCUCGAAAAGUACCUACCUACUUACAAAUGCGCAACCACAAAGAUAUGCAUCAUGUAUACGCGAUUCUUGAAACCAUUUUACCAGAUUUGUCAUUAUUUAAUUAUUUCGGUUGUAUUUUAAAAUGCAAUUAAAGCUCAAAUAAAUAUAUAUGUUAUAAAGUA
Molecule: messenger RNA, 8028 nt
Organism: Apis cerana (Asiatic honeybee)
Lineage: Eukaryota; Metazoa; Arthropoda; Insecta; Hymenoptera; Apidae
Gene: tio
Product: zinc finger domain-containing protein tiptop
Biological process (GO): regulation of transcription by RNA polymerase II
Cellular component (GO): nucleus
Molecular function (GO): DNA binding; DNA-binding transcription factor activity, RNA polymerase II-specific
Source: RefSeq, a predicted model, not a curated record